CCACACUAUCACAAACCACAGAACAAACUCCUUAUCCGAACAAAAAUGAAGCUCUCCACCGCAAUCCUCCUCCCCCUCGCGUCCACCGCCAUCGCCGGUCCCAUAGGCUACGGCAUCUGCCAGGCCGGCUGUUCAGGCGUCGUUAUGGCUUGUUACUCUGCUGCAGGGUUUACCUGGGGCGCGACUUUGGGUGCUUCUGCGCCUGCUAGCAUUAUAGCAUGCAACACGGCGUAUGGGACCUGCCAGGCGGCUUGUGCGGCUGUUUUGCUUGCGCCGACUCCUUAGAUGCCUGAUAUUGGGUCUAGUGGGAGAUGAUGUACCGGAACGAGAGAGAGAGAACUGGGAUAUUUUAAGUUGAAGUUGAGGCUGGACAGGGAUGUUAGGCAUUGGGGACAGCUGAGAUCGUAUUCAAUCAAUGAACGUUAUGAUUUCAUCGAGUGUAAAGC
Messenger RNA from Aspergillus ruber CBS 135680, 446 nucleotides. RefSeq lists its product as uncharacterized. The transcript has 2 exons. NCBI's taxonomy places the organism in Eukaryota, Fungi, Ascomycota, Eurotiomycetes, Eurotiales, Aspergillaceae. The coding region runs from base 46 to 285 and encodes 79 amino acids. The record is from RefSeq and is a predicted model, not a curated record.